AUGUCUAAACACGACUCGGCCAGCACAAGCACCGGCGCCAUGGAACCUGUGUCGGAGCAGAAGCAUCGACGAGGCUCAAAGGCGUCUGGCGGCAAUGGCGCCCCUGACUCUGCCGAUCAGCUCCUCGAGACCAUGGGUUACAAGGCUGAGCUUUCGCGAAAUCGCUCGACGUUCCAGGUCGCCUUCAUGUCCUUCGUCCUCGCUUCCAUCCCCUACGGUCUCGCUACAACCUUGGCCUACCCUCUGAUUGGCGGCGGCCCCGUCAACGUCAUCUGGGGAUGGCUCGCUGUCUCCAUGAUUAUUGUCUGUGUUGCUGCUUCUCUUGGUGAAAUCACCAGUGUCUAUCCCACUGCUGGAGGCGUCUACUACCAAGCUUUCAUGCUUUCCCCUCCUCGAUGGCGCCGCAUUGCAAGCUGGAUCUGUGGCUGGCUCUAUCUCGUUGGAAACAUCACAAUCACUCUCGCCGUGAACUUCGGAACCGCCCUCUUCAUCGUCUCGUGCGUCAAUGUCUUUGAGUCGAGCCCCGGCGUCGGCGUCAUGUCCGGAGAGGCCUACCAGGUGUUCCUGGUCUUCCUCGCCCUGACUUUCCUGUGCAAUGCUAUCUCCUCGCUCGGCAACAAGUACCUCCCUUGGAUUGAUACCGCCGCUGUCUUCUGGACUUUUGCCGGUGUUAUUGCCAUUGUCGUCUCUGUUUUGGCCCUUGCCAAGAACGGACGCCGUGAUGCUGGCUGGGUCUUUGGACAUUUCGAGGCCAACUCUGGCUGGCCCAAGGGCUGGUCAUUCUGUGUUGGUCUUCUCCACGCUGCCUACGCUACUUCUUCCACUGGCAUGAUCAUCUCCAUGUGUGAGGAAGUCCAGAACCCCGCUGUCCAGGUCCCCAAGGCCAUGGUCGCCACCAUCUUCAUCAACACCCUGGCCGGUCUCCUGUUCAUCAUCCCCUUGAUGUUCGUUCUUCCCGAUCUCCAGGAGGUUAUCCUCUCAGCUCAGCCCGUGCCUCUGAUCCUCAAGAGUGCAGUUGGCAGCUCCGGCGGUGCUUUCGGUCUUCUCUUCCCCCUCAUCAUCUUGGCCAUCAUCUGCGGUAUCGGCUGCACAACUGCCACUUCUCGAUGUGUCUGGGCUUUCGCCCGUGACGGUGCCAUCCCCGGUGCCAAGUGGUGGGCCAAGGUCAACACCAAGCUCGACGUUCCCCUCAACGCUAUGAUGCUCAGCAUGGUCAUCGAGAUUAUCCUUGGUGUCAUCUACUUCGGUUCCUCCGCUGCCUUCAACGCUUUCUCCGGUGUCGGUGUCAUCUGCCUCACUGCUUCUUACGCUACCCCCAUUGCCAUCAGUCUCGCCACUGGUCGCAAGCAAGUCAAGACCGGAAAGUUCUACCUCGGCAAGUUCGGAACAGUCGCCAAUGUUAUUGCUAUUGCUUGGUCUGCGCUUGCCAUGCCUCUCUUCUGCAUGCCCUCCGCCAUCCCCGUCAUGCCCGAGACCGUGAACUACGCCCCCGUUGUGUUCGUGUUUGCUUGCCUGGUUUCCGGUAUCUGGUACUGGGCCUGGGGCCACAAGAACUAUGCUGGUCCUCCUACCCACGAGGACCAAGCUCUUUAA
This is a messenger RNA of Fusarium sp. VM40, 1593 nucleotides long. The record is from the annotation of a GenBank genome assembly. Lineage: Eukaryota; Fungi; Ascomycota; Sordariomycetes; Hypocreales; Nectriaceae.